AUGGGUUCAACUCCGUUUUGCUAUUCAAUCAAUCCUUCACCAUCAAAGCUCGAUUUCACGAAGACCCAUGUGUUUAGUCCCGUUGCUAAACAGUUCUAUCUAGAUUUAUCAUCGUUUGCCGGAAAAUCGGGAGGAGGAGGAUUAUCUGGGUUUAGGAACCGUCGCGGAGUGGUCGGGGUAAAGGCGACGGAAACGGCGUUGGUGGAGGAGGAGAAGAGGGAGGCAGUGACGACGGAGAAGAAGAAAUCGAGGGUUUUGGUAGCCGGAGGUGGAAUCGGAGGUUUAGUGUUUGCUCUUGCGGCGAAGAAGAAAGGGUUUGAUGUUUUGGUGUUUGAGAAGGAUUUGAGUGCUAUAAGAGGAGAAGGACAAUACAGAGGUCCGAUUCAAAUACAGAGCAACGCUUUGGCUGCUUUGGAAGCCAUUGAUAUUGCUGUUGCAGAAGAAGUUAUGGAAGCUGGUUGUAUCACCGGUGAUCGGAUUAACGGUCUAGUCGACGGUGUCUCUGGUACUUGGUAUGUCAAGUUUGAUACUUUCACUCCUGCGGCGUCACGGGGACUUCCCGUGACUCGAGUAAUUAGCAGAAUGACUCUGCAGCAGAUCUUAGCACGCGCGGUUGGAGAAGAAGUGAUUAGAAACGAGAGUAAUGUUGUUGAUUUUGAAGACUCUGGAGAUAAGGUCACUGUGGUGCUCGAGAAUGGUCAACGCUAUGAAGGUGAUCUACUUGUUGGUGCAGAUGGCAUAUGGUCUAAAGUGAGAAAUAAUUUGUUCGGACGAAGUGAAGCUACUUAUUCAGGCUACACUUGUUACACCGGCAUUGCGGAUUUUGUACCAGCUGAUAUCGAAUCUGUUGGCUACCGGGUUUUCUUGGGACACAAACAGUACUUUGUUUCUUCCGAUGUUGGUGGUGGAAAAAUGCAAUGGUAUGCAUUUCAUGAGGAACCAGCUGGUGGGGUCGAUGCUCCAAAUGGUAUGAAGAAGAGAUUGUUUGAUAUAUUUGAAGGUUGGUGCGACAAUGUACUCGACUUAUUGGAUGCGACAGAGGAGGAUGCGAUCCUGAGAAGAGAUAUCUAUGACAGAAGUCCUAGUUUUACUUGGGGUAAAGGGCGUGUUACGCUGCUCGGGGAUUCUAUUCAUGCGAUGCAGCCAAAUAUGGGUCAAGGUGGAUGCAUGGCCAUUGAGGAUAGUUUUCAACUAGCAUUGGAGCUUGAAGAAGCAUGGAAACGGAGUGUUGAAACUAAUACACCUGUUGAUGUUGUUUCCUCUUUGAAGAGAUACGAAGAAUCUAGAAGACUAAGAGUCGCUAUUAUUCAUGGAAUGGCGAGAAUGGCUGCAAUUAUGGCUUCCACUUACAAAGCAUACUUAGGUGUUGGGCUUGGUCCUCUCUCUUUCUUGACCAAGUUUAGAGUACCGCAUCCCGGAAGAGUUGGUGGGAGAUUCUUCAUUGACAUUGCUAUGCCUUUGAUGCUUAACUGGGUCCUUGGAGGUAACAGUGAAAAACUCGAAGGAAGGUCACCUAGUUGCAGACUUACUGACAAAGCCGAUGACCGGCUUCGUGAGUGGUUUGAAGACAACGAAGCUCUUGAACGCACUAUAAAUGGAGAAUGGUCUCUGAUCCCACAAGGCAACGAUUGUUGCGUUUCGGAAACAUUAUGUCUAACCAAAGACGAGGAUCAACCUUGCAUUAUCGGAAGUGAACCUGAUAAAGAUUUUCCUGGAAUGCACAUUGUUUCGAAGAUGCAUGCGCGUAUAAUCUACAAAGAUGGAGCUUUCUUCGUGAUGGAUCUUCGAAGCGAACACGGGACCUAUGUGAUCGAUAACGAAGGAGGAAGAUACAGAGCAACACCCAAUUUCCCGGCUCGGUUUAGACCGUCCGAUAUCAUCGAGUUUGGUUCCGAUAAGAAGGCGGCCUUUAAGGUGAAAGUGAUCAGGAAAACUCCGAAGUCGACGAGUAAGAAUGAGAGUAACGGUAAAUUACUUCAGGCAGCUUGA
Messenger RNA from Arabis nemorensis, 1989 nucleotides. The record is from the annotation of a GenBank genome assembly. NCBI's taxonomy places the organism in Eukaryota, Viridiplantae, Streptophyta, Magnoliopsida, Brassicales, Brassicaceae.